GAGAAUCUGGCCUUUCUAACACGUCUCCUGCAGAAGAGCAGGAAAGAAACUCUGCAGCAGCAACAACACAGAGAUUAAUUUAACUCUUCCUCAGUCUCCUGCAGACUCGUGUGGUUUUGAACAUGGCCGGUGAGAUGCCGAGGUGGGAGAGGAAAGUUCGAGUGUUCCUGUGCGUCUUCGGUUUGGCUCUGUCACUUUACGCGCUCCACGUCGAGGUGUCCAAAGAGUCCAACCCGGACUACAGAGCCAUGUGUGACCUGGGGGAGUCGGUGAGCUGCUCCAAAGUCUUCACCUCCAGAUGGGGACGUGGUUUUGGUUUGGUCCAGUUCUUCGUGGCCCAGGACAGUCUUCUGAACCAGCCCAACAGUUUGCUCGGCAUCUUAUUCUACACUCUGCAGAUGGGCCUCGGUCUGUCACUGUCAAGGAAAGCUGCAAAGUUGCUGGUCUUCUUCUCAUGGGUGUCGGUGGCCGGCUCUCUAUAUCUGGCGUUCAUUCUGGCCUUUGUCCUGGGGGACUUCUGCAUGGUCUGCGUGUCCACGUACAUUGUCAACUUCGCACUGCUCUUCACCAACCUCAGGCGAAGGAGAGCAAUCGGGGGAAUGAAGGAAAAGAGAGGAUAGAGUGUAUUACUCGUGAAAUUCAAGGCCUCUGCUGAGGUGAAGCCACACUAGAACCGGAAAUUCACCCCCACAGUAUUUGUGUUACUCAGAGAAACAGGACUGGAUGUGUGUCUCAUCUCAGCUUGAUACUGGAUAAAGCAAAAGUGACUUUUCUGCUUCAUUUGAUUUUUUUGUGAUGCUGAUGCACACACACACACGUAUAUUUGAAUAGUGCUGUUUGUCAAAUGUGAUUUUAGUCCACAGAAGCUUUAAAAAAUAAAAAUACAUUACAGUUUUUCUCAA
This is a messenger RNA of Limanda limanda (common dab), 902 nucleotides long. RefSeq names its product vitamin K epoxide reductase complex, subunit 1 (gene vkorc1). The record is from RefSeq and is a predicted model, not a curated record. Gene Ontology annotation, biological process: vitamin K metabolic process; peptidyl-glutamic acid carboxylation. Gene Ontology annotation, molecular function: vitamin-K-epoxide reductase (warfarin-sensitive) activity. The transcript is spliced from 3 exons. Lineage: Eukaryota; Metazoa; Chordata; Actinopteri; Pleuronectiformes; Pleuronectidae. Bases 123 to 620 code for a protein of 165 amino acids.